Molecule: messenger RNA, 2379 nt
Organism: Gadus morhua (Atlantic cod)
Lineage: Eukaryota; Metazoa; Chordata; Actinopteri; Gadiformes; Gadidae
Gene: sirt3
Product: sirtuin 3
Exons: 8
Coding region: 273-1367 (364 amino acids)
Cellular component (GO): nucleus
Molecular function (GO): histone deacetylase activity, NAD-dependent; NAD+ binding
Source: RefSeq, a predicted model, not a curated record
UGUACAAUUGUUCUACGGUGUUGUCGUAGCCACAUAGCUCACCGUUUACUUUUUCAUUUAGGUCAAUUCAUUGUACUUAUCUAUACGUUAAAAAUAUUAAAUAAUAGAAUAAAAAAUAUUCAAAGUUAGUUAAGACUUGGAUUUGUAAAUAACAAGUACCCUGCGCAUGGCUAUGAGGUCAAAGGUAGAUAAACAUAGACUGACAUUGUGCAGCCAAUGUUGACUGGGUUGACUUGACUGUCAAUGGUCGAAACUGCCCUUGUCACUCAAUUAUGGCUUAUUUAAUCAGCUAUUUGUCGUUGAGAUCACCAUUUUGUUGUAGAGUUUGUUUAUAUCGCACUCCAAGUUCCAGAAGAAUUGGUGUUUUCUCUGUAAAAGUUCACCCUCUCUGCUCCACAAGUUAUGGGCUGAAGAAUACAUCUAAAUCGCAAGGUUCAGCUGCACUCAAGCAAGGUCUUUUCAGUCCCGGGUGGAAUGUCCUCCGGGGACUUUUGUCCCGGGGCGACGGCGGUGCAGACGUCAAACAGCAGACGCUAGAGGACAUCGCUAGGAGAAUACAGGAGAAAAGCUUCAAUAGAAUUGUGGUUAUGGCCGGGGCUGGGAUCAGCACUCCGAGCGGCAUUCCAGAUUUCAGAUCCCCAGGGAGUGGUCUCUAUGACAACCUCCAGCGGUAUGACCUGCCUUAUGCAGAGGCCAUAUUCGAGAUCAACUACUUCCAUCACAACCCACUGCCGUUCUUCGCCCUGGCCAAGGAGCUCUAUCCAGGGAACUACCAGCCCAAUCUCACACACUAUUUUGUGCGCCUACUUCAAGACAAAGGUCAACUUCUCAGGAUGUACACACAGAAUAUCGACGGCUUGGAAAGAUUGGCCGGUAUCCCCUCUGAGAGGCUGGUGGAGGCCCACGGUACGUUUGCCACCGCCACAUGCACCGUCUGCAGGAGGACCUAUGAGGGCCAGGACCUUCGCUCAGAUGUGAUGAAGGGGACAGUCCCCAAGUGCCCCACAUGCAAAGGUGUGGUGAAGCCUGAUAUAGUAUUUUUUGGAGAGGAACUCCCAAAUAAUUUCUUCAAGUACAUCAGAGACUUCCCACUGGCCGACCUUCUCAUUAUUAUGGGAACAUCUCUGGAGGUGGAGCCCUUUGCAAGUCUAGCUGGAGCAGUGCGCAGCUCGGUUCCUCGCCUGCUCAUCAAUAGGGAUUCUGUCGGGCCCUUCACCUGGGGCUCGCUGCGGCCCACCGAUGUGACCCAGCUGGGGGAUGUGGUCACUGGGGUGGGGGCGCUGGCCCAGGCUAUCGGCUGGACUCAGGAGUUGGAAGCUCUUAUGGCACAGGGUGCUACAAAGGGUGAAUCCCAGACUGAAGAAUAGGAACAACUCGAGCACCAGUUGGGGACUAGAACCAAUCGCUUAUGCUGGACUCCAACUCUGAGCCCAUUAGCUCAUGCCCUAAUAAAAUAUGCCCCACAUACCUCCACCUCCAAGAGAUUCCAAUGUACCUCUGGUACCAGGAGGCAAAAAGUAAUGUGUAUAAAGCAUGGCCCACAUACCUCCGUCGUUUUAACAAAGACACCAGAGUACCACUGGUCCUGGGGAUGUCCAUUACCGUAUGGAUACUUUAAUGUGAUUGAUGUAUAGCCAGAAGAGGGUUCAUUAUGGGAUACAGCUUACCGGGCUGGCCCAAAUCUCUCCCUGACUCACUGACCUCUUCUCUACUCUGGGAAACCCAUACUGGCCUGUGGCUUAAGGAACGCUCUCUGGCUGAUUGGGCUGUUCCUACUGCUAUACUACCCAGAGAGAGUCAGCAGCCUAAAGACACCACACACUAAAUCGAAGGGUGUGUUUCUGACCCAUGUGCUCCUUCACCCCACUAUUUGUGUGUGUAUUUUUAAAACGCUGCUGCUGCUGCUAUUAAUGAGAGUGCAGGUGUUCCAUCGGCUGGCCUCAAACAGCCGUCAGGGAGGGAAAGACGUUCAAUCAAUGUGGACUUGAUUGGUAGACUUUCCUUUCCAUUUUAUUCUUGCAAAUGUCUACACUUCCGGAUGCCGUUAAAUGUAUCACUCUGUUUAUAUCAUUAUUUUGGGAAGAAUGAAAAUUGGCUAUUAAUCUAUAUAGUGUAUAUAUAUUUCAAUGUAUUUCCAGGCCUUUUAAUUUAGCUGACUUACAACUCUACUACUGAUAGUGUGACACUAUAGAAUGAUAUUAAUAAAUCGAUACAUAAUCUAAUAGAUUUUCUAUGAAUGCCUGUGGUUGCCUUGGUUGUAUGUAGUUCCAGUGUUCUGCACCGAUGGCCACAUUUGAAAUGAGAGACCCUGCCCUUUAGUGUGUUGUAUUUAUCUGUCAUUCGAUUGAACAAUUAUGAACCUUAAACAGAAUCAACUAA